Monopterus albus (swamp eel) is the source of this 3017-nucleotide messenger RNA. It is a transcript of the gene s1pr5b, whose product is annotated as sphingosine-1-phosphate receptor 5b. The transcript has 2 exons. Gene Ontology annotation, biological process: G protein-coupled receptor signaling pathway. The coding region runs from base 342 to 1571 and encodes 409 amino acids. Gene Ontology annotation, cellular component: membrane. Gene Ontology annotation, molecular function: sphingosine-1-phosphate receptor activity. NCBI's taxonomy places the organism in Eukaryota, Metazoa, Chordata, Actinopteri, Synbranchiformes, Synbranchidae. The record is from RefSeq and is a predicted model, not a curated record.
UCACUUGGCGCUCAUAUUUGGAUUCUCCUCAGUGAGAAACAGAGGAAGUUCAGGAUAAGGACCACGCUACAGCAAUUUCAAGGUCUGAACCUGCUAACCAGGACAAGUGCAGCUCAAGAGCACCGUCUUCUGACAAAAAGAGAAAACAUCUAAGGAUUUUGGUGGAUUACUCUGAAUCAACUUCAUGUAAUCUCUUCAUUUACUGAAUAAGCUCUGGCAUUUUUUGUAUCUUUUCUGUAUUUGGACUAUUUCCUUACAACUCCUCCUGCCAAAACCAUGUCAACAACAGUGACUUCAUAGCCACUGAGUGCAGACAGCAUAGAAGACAAGCAACACAAAACAUGGAGGCUUCAAGUUCAGCUCAUGCAGGAACUAUCCCCUCAACGCCAGUAACCCCCACCUCCCCUGCACCCUCCUCUGCUGGCCACUUGCAGUUCUUCUGGGACUACCAGGACAAUUCUGUCAUUGUGACUCAUUACAACUACACAGGCAAGCUGCAGAAAGAUCGCUACCGUGAGGGGCUCAAACCUGAGAGCAUUGCAAUCCUGGUGGUGUGUCUGCUCAUCAUUCUGGAGAACGCUGUGGUGCUCAUCGCUAUUUGGAGGAACAAGAAGUUCCACCUGCCCAUGUAUUACCUGCUGGGUAACCUGACUCUGUCCGAUCUGCUGGCCGGGAUUACCUACAUGGCCAACAUCAUCAUGUCUGGGCCUAAUACUCUGAAACUUACACCGCUGCUGUGGUUCCUCAGGGAGGGCGGCGUCUUCAUUACUCUGGCUGCCUCUGUCAUUAGUCUGCUGGCCAUUGCAAUUGAACGCCAUGUUACUAUGGUGACUAUGCGGCCAUACCAUGGGGCAAAGCGAGGACGGAUGUUGACACUGAUUGGUGCAAGUUGGGCCCUGGCAGGGUUUUUGGGGGUCUUACCAAUUCUGGGGUGGAACUGCAUCCACAGACUGAGCCAGUGUUCAACAGUACUCCCACUUUAUGCCAAAAGCUACAUCCUCUGCUGCGUAUCGGUUUUCAGUGCAAUUCUCCUGGCAAUUGUGGUCCUUUAUAUCCAGAUUUUUCGCAUUGUUCGCUCCAACACACAGCGCCAGCGGCUGGGCCUGUCCGGCAGCAUGAGAAAAGGGUUGGCAAGGAAGUCACAGAAGUACAUUGCCCUCCUUAAGACAGUGACCAUUGUGCUGGGUGUUUUCAUUGCCUGUUGGCUGCCCCUCUUCCUCCUCCUCCUCCUGGAUUUUUUCUGCCCCACCCGCAGCUGCCACUUGCUCUACAAGGCUGAUUACUUUCUGGGAGUAGCCAUUGUCAACUCGCUCCUCAACCCCAUCAUCUACACCCUGACCAGUAAGGACAUGAGGAUAGCCAUUCUGAGGCUGCUCUGUCGGCCAUGUCUGAUGACCAGAGAUGGCCAAGUAAAGAAGAUUGGGAUGCCAUUCCUGGAGUGCAGUUUCAGUAAGACUGAGGUGGCCUCUCAGAAGUUAGAUGGGGCAUUGGAGACAACCAUUUCCUCUGGGAACGUUAUCACCACCCCAUCUCCAAUUAAAGCUCUUUACCCCAAACUCUUCAAGUCAUAAGAACGUAGACAGACUAAGUCCAUAAGUUUGUGACUUGGUUUGAACAGAGGACAUGUAGCACAACCUUCUAUAGUGAGAGAGCAGUUCUGGUAUUCUCAGAUUUGGAGCACAGCCAGAAACAGAUGCCAUAUGGAAUAUUAUGGAGGAAUCCAACCAUCAAGGGGUCAUGAUAGAAUCAUGUUUAAGCAAACUUGUCUCAACUUGACAGGUCAGAGGUGGUGCAGUUACAGCAUUAGAGCCACUUUGAUUGUGAGAUGACCACAAAACAAGAAGCCAGGAGGAUGCCACUUAAAUGUGAACAAACCACUUUUUUGUAUGUGAAGAUGCAAAGUCUCCUGAACUAAUUUGCACUGAAAUAUCACAAUGAAUAGCCAAGCAACCUUGGAUUCAGAAGAAUUUGGUGCUCUAGUUGGUGUGGAAGCGUGGAAGGAAAAUCCUCUGUAAACCUAAGGACUGUCAUGAAUGAAAAAAUGUAAAUCUGUAAUUUUCACAGAGACUCACUGGGUUAAAACAUGGCUGUCUUUGCCACUUUUGCAGUUUCUUGCUGAAGUGCCUUAAAUAGAUUACAAACACUUCUAUUAUAUGCAGUGAGUAAUCUUUGCAUAUGCACGCACCUGGAUUUUGCUUUUUAGAUGCCCCACAGUGUGCUAGAUUUGUUAUGAGGAAAUUAUGUAGAGCAACCCUACACAUAUCUGUGUAGGCGAUGCUGCGGGGAGACCAGAUAAAAGGAAAAGACAGGUGGCACUUACUCUUAUCUGUUCUUGCAAACACAGCUUGGUGAAGAAUGUUACGGUAGAGCUGUGAGAAGGAAGGUAGAAAUGAAAACCACCACUGUUUUAAAAUGACAGACGAUAAACCUAUCUGAUACCAAGUGGAAAACUACAAAGAUACGGUGUCCAAGUUAUGAAAUGUCAGUCUGAUCCACAGAAAAACCUCAACAAAAACAACAAAAUGUCAUCACAACUACAAAUAUGUUUCCUUUCCAUUGUGAUACACAGAUACAGUAGCUGUACUCUAACUGUAACCAACUCAGCUGUAACUGUAUCACUUGUGUGUAUAAGACCAAUAGAUUGUUGAGUCAGAGAUUGUUGUGUUUCAACUUGCAAAUAAAGUUUGAAUUAAUUAUCAUCACUCGGCUGCACCACAAGGUUUUAGAACAAGAAUGUGUCUGCACUUGAAAGGAAAAUUAUGAGGACAGAUUCAUCACAGUGCAACUAUUCCAGUACUUUCUUUCACUUUUCAAACAGAACAUUUCUGGUUAUAGGUUAAGGUACUGCUCUUUUUUAUGAAAUGAGUUUGCCAACAGUGUUUUUAUGCAGAUGUGUUGGUCUUUCUGGGCUUUAACUGAUGAAUGAGGCAGUGUGCUUUUUGUACUGUAGUGAACUUUAAGUAUUUUUGAAGACUUUCUAUAUCAUCUAUAUUGUAAAUUAUAUCUAUUUUGUAACA